UAAUAAAAGAGCAGAACUGUUUGAAAUAUAAUAAUAUGCUUUAACGAAUUAAUGGCUGAGUGCUAAAGUUCUGACUUACCAUUUGGUCUGUGAACGCACCAGAGGAGGGGCUCUACCGAACAUACGUCAGAAUGCUAACAGCAUUAGCUAACAGCUCAGCUAGCAGCUCGGCUAACAGCUAACUGAUGCUGUUUCACAUCGAUUUACCUUUAAUAUAAACAUUAAAUAUUUCAGCUGCGAGAGUCUGAGCGACAUUGAAGAAUAAUAAUAAUAAUAAUAAUAAGAAGAAGAAGAAGAACAACAACAACAGCAGCUGUGUGAUGAGUUAGCUUCGAGCUAACAGCUGCCGUUUGGUGUCCCCGUAGUGUCCCCUGGUGUCCCUGAGGUGUCCCCUGGUGUCCCCGUAGUGUCCCGUGGUGGCGUCCGUCCCUCAGGAUGAUAAAGUUCGUGCUGAUGGUGAACCGGCAGGGUCAGACCAGGCUGUCCAGGUAUUUCUCACCUGUGGAGCUCAGCAGGAGAAACCAGCUGGAGGCCGACGUGACGCGCUGCUGCCUGAGCCGCAAGAGAGACCAGUGUUCCUUCGUGGAGUACAAAGACUUCAAGUUGGUGUAUCGUCAGUACGCUGCUCUGUACAUCGUGGUCGGAGUCACAGACAACGAGAACGAGCUGUCCGUCUACGAGCUGGUUCAUAACUUUGUGGAGGUUUUGGAUAAAUACUUCAGCAGAGUGAGCGAGCUGGACAUCAUGUUUAAUCUGGACCGGGUCCACAUCAUCCUGGACGAGAUGAUCCAGAACGGACACGUGGUGGAGACGAACCGCAGCCGCGUCCUGGCGCCGCUCGCCACCCUGGACAAGAUGGCCGACGGCUGAGAGGAUGAUGUCAUCAGGUGAUGAUGUCAUCAGGUCAAAGGACUCGUGUUAUUAACUGAUGAUUAAAGCUGCUCACUUUAAUAUUUAACUUCAUUUCUCCUGUUGUCUGAAUGUUUUUUUUUCUUUGAAAUAAUUUUAAUAUUUUUUGUAUAAAAUAAAGUCAAAUUUAAUAAAGAGAAUUUUGUUUUUCAAUUUAUUGCUCAAUAUUUAAUGAAUCCCUCAGCUUAUUGUCCCCAUUUUCACAAAUCAAUAAUUUUAGAUUUUGGUUCCUUGAGACACAUUUAAAUAAGAAAAAUGUGACUUUUAAAAAUGUCCCAGACUGUAAAACAAACAAAAAAACUACAAAAAAUACAGUAGAAUCUUCUCGUUAUGAUCAGAACUGAUGCUGGAUCAAAGAUUUAACUCAGUAAAAGUGGAAAAUUAUAUUAUUUUUUAAUAUUUUGUCUGUUUUAGGAAGGAAACAUCUCUGUUCUCUGUAGAUAAGAUAAAAAUGCAUAAAAUUCUGAAAAAUAAGUUAAUAUAUGGCUUGUUAUGAUCAGAACUGAUGCUGAUUAAAAUAUUUAUAUAUUGUGUUUUUAUAGAAUAGGGGAUUUUGUUUUUGUCCUCCAAGAUAACAAGAUGGAGUUUAAUAAUUUUGUGUGUAGAAAAU
Messenger RNA from Centropristis striata (black sea bass), 1519 nucleotides. RefSeq names its product adaptor related protein complex 4 subunit sigma 1 (gene ap4s1). The record is from RefSeq and is a predicted model, not a curated record. The transcript is spliced from 7 exons. Gene Ontology annotation, biological process: protein transport; vesicle-mediated transport. NCBI's taxonomy places the organism in Eukaryota, Metazoa, Chordata, Actinopteri, Perciformes, Serranidae. Bases 436 to 870 code for a protein of 144 amino acids. Gene Ontology annotation, cellular component: intracellular membrane-bounded organelle.